AUGGCCACAGGAAGAGUCUUGCUAGGCUCUCUGCUUCUCCUGAUCCUCCACUUGGACCUUGGUGGAAGCCGGGGUGCCUGGGAGGCUCUGGUGGUGGAGAGAGAGCUCUCAUUUCAGCCAGCGAUGGACAGAGAGACCCAGAGGCCACAACCGGGUAAGGACUCCCGGAACCCCGUGCGCUCCCCAACUCCUUUCUGCCCAGACCCUGCCUGCUGUCAGCUGCCCCUUGUCCCUGCAGGAGCCCGCCUGCGCCGAUCGCUGACCAGCCCGUGCCAGCUGUGGAGCCUGUCCUUGCCUGUGGCUGAGCUGGGCCUGGGCUACAUGUCGGAGGAGACGGUCAUCUUCCGCUACUGCGCUGGCAGUUGUCCUCGCGGUGCCCGCACCCAACACAGCCUGACGCUGGCCCGACUGCGGGGUCAGGGCCGAGCCCAUGGAGGACCCUGCUGCCGGCCCACCCGCUACGCCGACGUGACCUUUCUCGAUGACCGCCACCGCUGGCAGCGGCUGCCCCAGCUCUCAGCAGCGGCCUGUGGCUGCGGUGGCUAA
Messenger RNA from Rangifer tarandus platyrhynchus (Svalbard reindeer), 546 nucleotides. Lineage: Eukaryota; Metazoa; Chordata; Mammalia; Artiodactyla; Cervidae. The record is from the annotation of a GenBank genome assembly.